AUGGAAGUUGAACAACUUGAUAGACAUAAUGAUGAGACACAACCGGCCGUUUAUACUCCAGCAGAUGCUGAGAUCACGAAGAAGUUAAAUCCCACAGAAGGAUUUGGGACUGGUGUUGUUCAUCCAAAUAGGACGACAGACACCGAGAUGGGGCAGCAAGAACAGGACGGAUACCUCCACGGCCUACCCCUGGUGCUCAUGACACUCUCACUGAUGGUUGGCGUAUUAAUGAUUUCUCUCGACAACAGUAUAAUUGCUACCGCCAUCCCCAAAAUCACUAGCAAGUUCGAUAGUUUGGGUGAUGUCUCCUGGUAUGCAACAGCCUACCUUCUCACGCAACUGUCCUUCCAACCGACAUUUGGCAAGAUCUAUACCUUCUUCAAUCUCAAGUGGGUGUAUCUGGCGUCUUCGAUAAUCUUCGAAGGGGGAUCGGUGCUCUGUGCCGCAGCGCCCAGUUCGCCAGCAUUCAUUGUUGGAAGGGCUAUUGCAGGGCUCGGUGCCGCGGGAAUAUUCUGCGGUUCUAUGAUCAUCAUAUCUCGAAUUGUUGAGGUAAGAAAACGACCACUACUUUUGGCUAUUGUCUCGAGCAUGUAUGGUAUAUCUUCGGUCAUAGGGCCUUCGCUUGGUGGUGUUUUUACGCAUUCCGAACAACUCACAUGGAGAUUCUGUUUUUGGAUUAACUUGCCCUUGGGUGCCCUGAUGGCUCUUAUCAUCUGCCUUUACUACCCGUUGUCGCUUGGCGAAGCUCCAGAUGGUAAUCACACCCUCAGGGAAAAGAUCCUCGGCUUGGGACUCAAAAGCGCAGUCAUCCUUGCGGGGGCUCUUGUAUGUCUGUUCUUGGCUCUGCAAUGGGGUGGUGCGGUAUACCCUUGGUCCGACUCGCGAGUGUGGGGUUGUCUUCUAGGCUUUGGCCUGCUUUUAAUCGGGUUUGUGAUCAUACAGAUACGACAGAAGGAGAAAGCUUUGAUCCGCCCUCAAAUCAUCUCCCAGAGAUCCGUUCUUCUUGGAUGCAUCUUUUCGGCACUGUAUCAAGGAGCCAUGACAACCCAGGCUUACCAUUUACCUUUUUACUUCCAGGCUGUCAAAGGCGUGGACCCCCAAACAUCAGGAGUUGAUAUUCUUCCCCACGGAGUCACUGCCACGAUUGCUACUCUCAUCGUCGGUUCCGUCGUUACGUGGCUAGGGUACUACGUCCCAUUUAUGUGGGUUGGCUCGGCCGUGUUUACGACCGGUGCAGGUCUACUGCACACCCUAAAUUGGGAAACACCAAUGGCCGAAUGGUUUGGCUACGAGGUUCUUGCCGGAGCAGGUUUUGGAAUGGCCAUUCAGAUACCAAUCUUCGCCGUGCAGGUGGUGUUGGGUGCCGCCGACAUUCCACUGGGAACCGUGCUAGUCAUCCUAUCUCAAGCCCUAGGCGGUUCAAUCGGACUCUCGAUAUCUCAGAAGGUUUUCCAAAAUUCACUUCAUCAAAGACUGAAUGAAAUAGCUGGGAUCGACGUCAAAGUUGUAAUUGCCGCCGGGGGAACGGACUUAGAGUCGAUUGUCUCGGCCGAGUCUCUUUCCGACGUCAGAGAUGCAUUUAGGUAUGGUGUCUCGAAUACAUUUCUUGUGUCGACGUCGCUCGGAGGGGUGGCUUUCUUGGCAAGUAUCUGGAUGGAGCGAAAGAAGAUCAAGUCUGAAAAGAAGGUGAGUUAG
Molecule: messenger RNA, 1695 nt
Organism: Fusarium sp. VM40
Lineage: Eukaryota; Fungi; Ascomycota; Sordariomycetes; Hypocreales; Nectriaceae
Source: the annotation of a GenBank genome assembly